GGUCUUUAAUAUUUUCAGUCAGGCAUAGUAUGAGUCAGUCAGCUGAGCGAAGGACCCCACGCAGCACGCUCACACGUGUUUGUCUACAGCCAUGGCGGACAUGCAGAUGAAGAUUCUCCGCAAGAAAAUUCAGAAGAGAAAUGAUAAAAAUAAACAACGCAAAUUGCUCAGAGCUCAGAAGGAAGAAGAGGAAAACGGUGAAGAGGUCAAAGUUGUUCUGGACGAAUCUGAUUCUGCUCCAAACGUCAGUGAAGAGCAGCAGCAAAGUAUCUCCACUGAGGAGAACGAAACCUCACAGAAAAUCAAGAAAAAGAAAAGAAAAUUGGAUGGUGCAGGGGACGCAGCAUCCAGUGUGAAAAAAGUCAAAAAGCCGGAUGUUGUUAAAGAGACAACAGAAGCAUCAGAUGGAGAAGAUGAGAAACAGGAGCAGGAAUGUGCAGAGCCUGAAAAGGUGCCAGAAAAUGGAAAUAAUGACAAAGAGGGUUCAGCAGAAGAGGAGGAUAGUGAUGAAGAUGGACCAGAGCUUCCUUCUGGUCUCACAGGUGCGUUUGAGGACAAGUCAUUUGCAUCUUUGGCGGAAGUGGUCAGUGAGAAUACACUGAAGGGAGUGAAGGAAAUGGGCUUUGAAACCAUGACUGAGAUCCAGCACAAGACCAUACGACCUCUGCUGGAAGGAAGAGACGUGUUGGCUGCAGCUAAAACAGGAAGCGGUAAAACACUAGCUUUCCUGAUUCCCUCCAUUGAGCUUAUCUACAAACUCAAAUUUAUGCCCAGAAAUGGGACUGCAGUGGUCAUAUUGUCUCCCACUCGUGAGUUGGCCAUGCAGACGUAUGGUGUUCUAAAGGAGCUGAUGACUCAUCAUGUGCACACAUAUGGCCUCAUCAUGGGCGGCAGCAACCGUUCUGCUGAAGCCCAGAAACUCGCCAAUGGAGUCAAUAUCCUGGUUGCUACACCUGGCAGACUUCUCGAUCACCUGCAGAACACACCCGGGUUCAUGUUUAAGAACCUUCAGUGUCUGAUCAUUGACGAGGCUGAUAGGAUUCUAGAGGUUGGCUUUGAGGAAGAACUGAAGCAGAUCAUCAAACUACUGCCUAAAAAAAGACAGACCAUGUUAUUUUCCGCAACACAGACACGUAAGGUGGAGGAUCUUGCACGAAUCUCCCUCAAGAAGGAGCCGUUGUAUGUGGGGGUGGACGACAACAAAGACACGGCCACCGUGGAAGGGCUAGAACAGGGAUAUGUCGUAUGUCCUUCGGAAAAACGUUUCCUGCUGCUCUUCACGUUUCUGAAGAAGAACCGCAAGAAGAAGCUGAUGGUGUUUUUCUCGUCUUGCAUGUCUGUGAAGUUCCACUAUGAGCUGCUCAAUUACAUCGAUCUGCCCGUCAUGGCCAUUCACGGGAAGCAGAAACAGACGAAGAGAACCACAACGUUUUUCCAGUUCUGUAACGCAGACUCUGGUAUUCUCCUCUGUACGGAUGUGGCUGCCAGAGGUCUCGAUAUCCCAGAGGUGGACUGGAUUGUUCAGUACGACCCACCCGAUGAUCCAAAGGAGUACAUUCACCGUGUGGGACGAACAGCUCGUGGUAUUAAUGGUAGAGGACAUGCCCUCCUGAUCCUAAGACCGGAGGAGCUCGGCUUUUUACGAUUUCUCAAACAGGCCAAAGUCCCUCUGAGUGAGUUUGAGUUCUCCUGGGCUAAAAUCUCUGAUAUUCAAUCUCAGUUGGAGAAGCUGAUAGAGAAGAACUACUACCUUCACAAAUCAGCUCAGGAGGCCUACAAAUCCUACGUCAGAUCUUAUGACUCGCAUUCCCUCAAACAAAUCUAUAAUGUAGAGACACUCGACCUCCCGAAAGUGGCAAUGUCCUUUGGGUUUAAAGUGCCACCUUUUGUGGACCUCAAUGUUCACAGCAGUAAAGGGGUGAAGAUGCAGAAGCGAGGUGGCGGCGGAGGCUUUGGCUACCAGAAAUCUAAGAACGUCCACAAGGCCAAGAUCUUCAAACACGUCAACAAAAGGAAAGGAGAUGGUAGACAGUUCUCACGCUGAGAAUAAGAUCAAUCUUCCUUGUGAUGCACCUCUAUAUGGAGUAACUGUCAGACUACACAAUUGUCAUUUUGUUAAUUUGUUCUCAGUCGUUUGAGAAGAGCUCUGAUCAGUCUGCAUUCCAUGCCUGUACAGAAAUCUGUUUUCAGAAGCCGUUAUGUAAUGCUGAAUUUCUAUUGUUACUGGCCCAACUCAUUAAAUAUAGAAACUUAUAUUGUGAAUAAUUCUUCAUGCUGUCUCCUCUCUCCACAUGAGAUUGAACCUACAACCUUAGUGGCAACCAGGGUUUGAUAGAUCAGCCUUUGGAUUUUCAUUUAUGUAUUUGUUUUCAAAUGGCUCAUACAGAAAACAUUUUCCGUACUGUUUCACAGAAUAGAAAAUUCUGAGAUUUAAUAAUUUUCAUUUAUGCACCAAUGUAACAA
This is a messenger RNA of Sinocyclocheilus rhinocerous, 2463 nucleotides long. Its product is annotated as ATP-dependent RNA helicase DDX18-like. The record is from RefSeq and is a predicted model, not a curated record. The transcript has 14 exons. Bases 92 to 2044 code for a protein of 650 amino acids. Lineage: Eukaryota; Metazoa; Chordata; Actinopteri; Cypriniformes; Cyprinidae. Gene Ontology annotation, molecular function: ATP binding; RNA helicase activity; nucleic acid binding.